CAGCAGCACAGUGUCGGACUCCUAACAGCGCAUCUCCAACCGAACCAGCGCACCGAAAACGCGCAGACGCACCAACAGCGGAGCUUACAGCCGGUCCGCACAGUCUCCCUCUGCCCUCUCUGAGACGAAGACACCAGGAAUAAAUCAAGAGACACAGUCUGGGGGAAAAAUCAGUCCCAUUGCUGACCUUGUUCCCGAGUUGCCCUGGAAGGUGGGAUGCCAUCGAUCGACAUGAAACUGGAGCUGGUGACGCUCAUUGCGUGCGAUGUGGACGCAGAGGUGUUCACAUCGGACAAACUGCAGGAGCGUUUCGAGGCUCUGUUCCGGAUCUACGACAAUCAGACCACCUUCCAGAUGUUCAAGAGUUUCCGGAGGGUCCGGAUCAGCCUCGGCACGUCGGAGGCCGCCGCACGCGCUCGUGUGGAGCUGCACGAGUCCGAAUUCAACGGCUCCAAACUCAGCCUUUAUUUUGCACAGGUCCAGAACUCAGGUGAGGACGUGGACAAAACAUUUCUGGCACCACCUCAACCUGUGAAACAGUUCCUCAUCUCACCACCCUCUUCUCCUCCUGUUGGGUGGAGCCAAGCAGAAGAUGCUACACCAGUCAUCAACUAUGACCUUCUGUGUGCUGUGGCUAAAUUGGGUCCAGGUGAGCAAUACGAGCUGCAUGCGGGUACAGAAUCCACCCCCAGCGUGGUGGUGCACGUGUGCGAGAGCGAGACCGAGGAGGACGACGAGGCCCGGCCCAAGAUGAAGAUCAUCCAGACGCGACGUCCCGACAGCCCCCCGAAAGUCUGCAACUAAACCCUCUCUACUGCAUGUGUUCUCUGUCCAAAUCCGUCUCUCUCUCUCUCACACAGAGGCAAAGACACCCUUCAUUUCAGCUCUAAUUUAAAAAUCUCUUAAAAUCAGAACGAAAUUUAGAGGGUAGAGCAUUUGCCGCUGGCUUGGCGAGGGACGGGCCGGGUCGGCCUGUGGUGGAUGUACUGGCACACGGACACGUCACUGUCUCACAGAAAAGAUAAGGUAGCAUGGUGGGGGAGUGAAGAACCUCCUGCAAUACGAGCACUUUGUCACUUAUUCGUUCACUUACCUAGAUGUAGCACUAGAAUUGGUAGAAAUGUGUCUAAAUGUAGUAGUAGAAGCAGAAGUAGUGGUUUAUUAUCGGACUUUUUGUUCCUAUCAUUCACUGACUGAUCAUAAAGGAAUAAAAAGGGAAGCUAAGCAUGGCAUCCACUUGGAUGUUUUUAUUUUGUAUUUAUUUUGCAGUGUUUUUUCUCAUGAUCAUAUCACAUAAGUGAUGUACUGGGUUCAGAAAGUCCAUUUGUGUAUGACUGAUGCGAUGAAAUGCAAAGAGGACGUCUAUUGGAAUAGGUUAAUCGCGAAGACAAACAUGCACACCGCCUUCGGUUGCUGUUCUGUAAAUCUGUGAGAUGGAUUUUUGUACUAUAUGUGUGUUGUGAUAAUCAAUACUAAUGUUCCUAUCAUGUAUUUGAUACCACAGGCAUUAUUUGCAUGCGUGUAGGUCAAUCUGAAGUGUUUUAUUUUGACCCGUAAAGGUCCUGAUUAAGGCCGUAAGUACACAUUCUAAGAAUUGUCGGGACUCCUACCAGGCUGUAUAGUAAAUACGCUUUAAUUUGUUAAUGUGUAUUUGUAAUUAACACAUAAACUUCUGUUUCAUUUCUUUCAACCUUGCAAAGCGCUGUGCUUUUGCUUGUCUUUUUGGUGUCUAAAGAAGUGCAAGAUAAAUCACUUAAACCAGUUAAACGUGUCUGAAAAUGACCUUCCCUGUAAGUAGCGAUCAAAAGUUUUGCCCACAAAAACACGGACAUGUCAAGUAACACACUAGCAAUAAGGAAUACCCCAAGAUUAUAGACUUUAGAGUACAAUA
Trichomycterus rosablanca is the source of this 1891-nucleotide messenger RNA. RefSeq names its product regulator of calcineurin 3 (gene rcan3). Gene Ontology annotation, cellular component: nucleus; cytoplasm. The transcript is spliced from 4 exons. Lineage: Eukaryota; Metazoa; Chordata; Actinopteri; Siluriformes; Trichomycteridae. Gene Ontology annotation, molecular function: nucleic acid binding; calcium-dependent protein serine/threonine phosphatase regulator activity. Bases 217 to 804 code for a protein of 195 amino acids. The record is from RefSeq and is a predicted model, not a curated record. Gene Ontology annotation, biological process: calcium-mediated signaling.